Molecule: messenger RNA, 5121 nt
Organism: Ostertagia ostertagi
Lineage: Eukaryota; Metazoa; Nematoda; Chromadorea; Rhabditida; Trichostrongylidae
Source: the annotation of a GenBank genome assembly
AUGGUAGGUGGCGGUGGAGUUGUCUACGGAGGAGUGUCUUCUGUUAUCUUUAACGCGAAGCUGAGCACGCCUUUUGUCGACGCAUGGGAAAGUGUGACGACGAAAAAGAAAGCAAAUAGACGAGGAAGAAAACGUAGAGCUGGUCCAACAUAUAAGAAAGACCCGGAUGAAGUUGAAGCUGAGGCCUUACCGGCAGAUGACGGGAGCGCAAAGCUGCGGAAAAUACUGGGAGAUUCCUUCGAUAUCGCCGGUGCUUUGAAGAUCAACAGCUUCUUUUAUACUGCCAACAAAUCCGAGGACGAAACGGUGGAGUCUUCGAAGAAAUAUAACAGUGAGAAUGCGUACGUAUAUAUUCGAGGAACUGGAGAGCCAGAAACAAGCAGUAAAUUAGCUGACGACAUCUCGCAAAAGUUUACAAAGUACUGCAGACUUGCUGGAGGAAAACCGCUUUCAAAAAAGCACAAUCCUUCUCACGGCGGGGUCUACUCAAAGGUGCUCAUGUGUCAGCGGUGUCAUUGCCUUUGUAUAGGAGACACUGCUACGCUCAAUCACUUAUCGAGGUGCUGUCCAGAACUUCGAAAUAACAGCGGCAAUGCGCCUCCCUACGAUCUUGAUGACAGCUUACUGGUCUACUGUGUGUUCCCGGGAUUCAUAGUACCGAAUAGCCGCAUAAGUUGCUGGGAGUGCUCAGCAACUUUGUGCUCAGUUUUUGGAUUACGAGUGCAUAUGGCCGCUUAUCAUGGUGUUUUUCUGAAGGUGGAAGAGGCGAAUGACGGCGCAAAUUCCUUCAGAAGCAAACCUACAGUUUUCACCGCAACAACACGCGCCAUAAAUCUUGCCAUCGGUCUCACAGAGGACGGUAGUCUCCCUGUCAAUCUUGAGGAGAAAAGAAAGGAAGCUUUGAUGGCAAAGCUAAAGUCAUGCGAAACGCCUUUUGCUUCUCCUACUGCGUCUACAUCUUCAUAUUCUCCGGUUUCUGCUAGCACGCCUGCAGCGAAACAACAGGAGCAAACUCGCCGUGUGGAAUCUCCUCCAAUUGUGAUACUUGAUGGUUCCCCACCUUCAGCGCAUGUAACGGAAUAUGUGGAGCCUCCGUCUGUUCAAGUAAUUGGAAGCGGUAGUCGGAAUUCACCACAUUCCAUCCAGCGCUCACCCGCUGGGUUACCUACGCCUCCACUUGAGGAGCUCGAACGUCAAAUGCACAAUGAAAGCCGUGCUUCUUUGCUAAGAGGCGAAAUGGUCUCCAUUGCGGAAGCUGAUUUGAUUGAUGAAAUCGAUGGACUUGUGGAAUCAUCCAGUGUAACUUGCAGUGAUGAAGUGAACAAUCCUAUUGCAUCAUCUUCAUCGAAGAACGCAUCCAGAGCAAGUAUCGGGAAUGGUCUUAUCAAUGAAUUAGCUGACGUCUGCUCAACCGAUGCAAGUGGAAGUGGUGAAGCUCCUGCAGAAGUGCCGAAGGAACCUUUACAAUGCGAGUUCUGCUGUCUGACGAUGCGUUCCUAUGCCGAUUUGGAGCUGCAUUUGAAAUGGCACUCAGAAAUGCCGCUUUCUUGCAAGCUCUGCGACCCUCCACUUGAUGGUUUGGAAAGACUGGAACUGCUUCUGGACCAUGUGAAGGCGCAACAUACCAUUCCUAUAGAUUCUUCCAAGCAGGAUGGCAAUUUAUAUAUUGUGUGUGCAUUUUGCAAUUUCCAAGUACGAAAGAAUCAACUCAUGGCCCAUUUGGUUUCGGAUUGUUAUAUGGCACCAUGCCCUCUUUGCGGUGACAAGCUCAUUCGAAGGAACGAUCGUGUCAACCAUAGGAAGGCUCAUAAAAAUGUUUCGGAGAGGUUUGUAUGCGAAUGCCGUCGUGGAUAUGCGACCAUAACCGCAUUCAGUGAGCACAUAUGCCGGAGCAAACCUGUUCCAACUGUCAGCUGUACGUGCUGUACUGCUAAGUUCGUUAGUGCACCGAUUGGCCAAGGGAAAGCUAUGAAGGAUGCAGUGCUCCAUUUCAUUGCGAAGCAUACGAAGGAUCUAUAUUGUUUCCCCUGUAAGAACGAGCCGCUUGAAGCUCUUAGCGAACACGCUCAGAGUCAUCUCAAGGAGGAGAACGAGAUGUGUUCACCCAAACCAUUCCUACAAACUUGCUCGGAAAUGGGCUUGCUCUAUAAUUCGAUCGAAUUUCCUAGCUUCACGCAUAAACAUCGAAAAGGAAAGAAGGCAUCAAGCAGCGAUGCAAGACGAGAUCAUACAGACACUGCUGAAGCUACAGAAUCAAGUUCAAGCUCUCGUUUGUCAACUACUUUAGAGGAAACGUAUGGUGACGAAGAAGUCUCGCAGCAAGGUGCUUGGGAAAGGGACGACUUCCAUCAAAGUGAAAGUAGCAACUCUCGUGAUGGAAACUCGCCCUCGUUACUUGAGAAACAGCGGCAGGUUCUCGCUGAGCUAAUAGAUGACUUGGGACCGCCGCCUUCCGUCAUUGUAAUAGAAAACGGAACGGCUGAGGUGCGAGAAGAAAGAGAGGAAACGCCAAGCGCUGUACCCAAAAGUUCUGUUGUUGACGAUAGCGACGAUGAAAUUUUCAUUGUUGAUGCGAUGAAGGAGCAAGCGCAACAAGUACAAGCCCGGAAAUUGUCCUCUACGGCUUCUCCUGUAGUUCAUCUCGUGAACGAGGGUGACGACGAAUGUAUGAUGCUCGACGUGCUUGAGCUGCCAACUGGUGGAACAUCUCAAUCGGUUAGUGGGCAGCGAGAAAAGAAAUACAAAUGCUCUAUGUGUAGCGAAACGUUUCUCCGACAGUCGACGUGUCAAUAUCAUGAGCAGACUUCUCAUCGCAACGAUAUAAUAUCCGAUCUUUGUGAUGAGAUUUACGGUGUCCCACUUAUGCCAGAGAGCGUCAUGUACUUGUGCCAGCAGUGCGCAGCUGCAUUUGAGGACCAGCAAAGGGCCCAUCGGCAUCGCGCUCAACACAUGGUCAAAGGACCUGCAUUUCCUUGCGAAAAGUGCAGCAGCAUCUGCUUAACGGAUUCCAACCUGCGUGAGCAUCACAAAAAACAUGAUGAUGGGAAGUUGUCGUACCGUUGCUUGAAGUGCACACCAAAUAGAAUAUUUAUAAGUGAAUCUGCUAUAUUCUUUCAUCUCUACACAGAGCACACUGUUCCUUUUAUUGCCUUCUGUAAAAAUUGUCUCCUGGCAUCUGCUAAUCUUGAUCGUAUCUUCACUCACGUGGUCUAUCGUGAGUGCUCCGGUAGCCGGGUCACCAAUCCACGGAUUUCCAUGAUAACAAUCCAGCGCUCUCUCGGUUUCGCUGUUGCAUCGGAUUUACAUUUCCAGCCAACUGAUGAGAAGAAACAUAAACAAGCAGAGGGACUGUAUGCUUUGCCUACUCUCUGCAGCCAUCGCUCGUUCAUCACCUUUGGAGACUCAUUUACUACGUGCCCGGAGGAGCCUUCGCGUUGUGCAGCUCUAGUGAAUCAAAACCGCUGGCAUUCUCACCUUUGUGCAACAAAUAAAGAAAAUCCUGGUGAAAUGCCCACGAAUAUACCGGAAGGAAUUCUUGUGAGGAAUGUGGGAGCCGACAACAUGAUAGAUAUGUUGAUCUCAAAAUUCAAAUUUAAAGAAAGAAACCGCAGUCUCCCUGCUACUUACCCUGGACCUUCACCUAAGUCAUCCUCGGUGGAAGUACCUGCAGUUUCUUCGUGCAGCCAGCCGCAUAUCGAACAGCGGCGGCAAAGUUACUUGAAUCGUCGGCGAGUUGGAAUUGCUGAGCCAGCGAAUGAUCAGUCGCCUGGAGCUUCUAUACCAACUGCGCCGCAACAGAUGUUUCCUGGAGGAUCGGCAAAUGACAUGCCAGUUCAUCGUCAGGGAAUGGGUAAUGUACAACCGCAUCUUGGAACAAAUCAGGCUGCAUGUCUUUUAUGUCGCACUCGAAAUGUACCUAUGAUCUGUGAGCCAACCGAUCGUGCCUAUGAUGCUGUGAACUCUCUGUGCACUAAAUUCAGGGAAGUGCAUCCUGGUGCCGCACAAUCGCUAUUCAGUACUUUGAAUGCGUUCAUUCGAGACAGCUCAGCAAGAGGUCGCGUUUUGUUCUGCUUCUGUCGGUGGCAUUAUCCGGCCCAAUGUUUCGAUCCUGCUGGUCGCCCGUUGUUGAAUAUGGUCCCAUCGCAGAUUAAUAGCCAAGUUCUAUUGGAUAACUUCCACAAUGGGAUGUUGUAUCCUGAUCCGGCCUCUGUCGCACUGCUUACACCUGCUCCGGUGCCUACUUCACCAUCUACUAGUCGACCCACGGUGCCUGCUCCAUCGCAAAGCGUUGCUCAAGCUGUUGUGCAACGAUGUGUAGUGUGCGAUCUGUUGUCUCCUAGCGGUACUUGCAAAGCGACUAGCUUCUACGUCGACUAUAUGGUGGCUGUUCCAGUCAAUCCGGUGACGUUGAAGGAGCAGUGGGCGAUGAACAUCUGUCGUUAUCUCACGAAUCCAAUCGCUCAGGAUAUUUUGAAUGGAUUCCGUUUGUGCCAUCAACCUCGACUCUGCCUCCGACAUUUCAAUCCUCGUACCGUGACAAUGAGUCCAUCUGGUGUGUUAGUGAGAUCACCUACAUGUGGGAAUGAUAUGCCUAUUUUGGAUUUUGCGCAAUAUGCCGCUCUGAACACGGAGUUUAAUCAGGCCCUCAGCAAACUUCUUGACGGUAUGGAGAAGUGUCAGAAUGCGAAUACCAUCGCAAUGAUGCUGAAGAUCGUUCAGGAUCUUGUGAAAUGCAGUGAUGAGAGAUGUGGACGACCGCUGAACUCAAGCAAUGAUGUGCGGUUACAUCGCUUCCAUCAACACCAAAAUAAAUUUGUAUGCAUGGAGUGCUUCAGCACGGUCGACAUCAUUCGUACGGAACAGGAAAUGAUUGAACAUUUCGCUCUGAAGCAUAGUCAGAGAAAUCGCGAAGGGGGCGAAAAUAAGAUCCAAGUCGUUUAUACUCUACACUGCCCACUUCGUAACUGCAACGGAGCCUUUCCGUCAGUGCAGAUGUUGCGGAAGCACAUCAACCAUAUUCAUUCAGCUCAGUUCCCAAUGUCGUCCGACAAUUGCGCGACGAGAUUCGUCAGCGCUGCAAAAAUGACAUUCCAUAAUGGUGUUCACGAAAAGCACAGAAGG